AUGCUCAACCGUAAAGGAAACACCAAGCACAGUCUUAAUGUGCGAGAUGAAGAGCUCACAGUCGCUGCAGAUGGCCCGGCUGACUCGUAUGCUUGCCCGCACCAUCGGGAUCCUGGGGGACAGAGUCGCGAGAUGCUGCAGUUUGAGAUCCUGCUGCAUCCACUCCCCUGGCUGGCCACGAGCUUCUUCUCGGCAUGCGAUGCAUUAAAUGAGCCCGGCCGCCUCGUCUCAUCCCUGUGGUCCUCGGGCAGGGUGUAUCCGAUCAGUUGGCACAACUCGAGGACGUGGUCUCGCCAGAAGCGGUUGUCGAGGACAUGCUCGACGGCAAAGUCAGUGCGCCAACCGCUGGCGGUACACACGACCGGGAAUAGCCUGCCACGGUCAAGGCGCGCCCCCGCCUUGGCCCUGUCUGGGACAUCGUAUGCGAUGAUCUGCUCGUAUUUAGAAACUGAUCUGGGUGUCCCAGCCGGUGGUCGUCGUGAAAAAGUGACCACGCUUGGGCUCAUUCGACGAGGUCGUCCAACCAGAAUGUCGAAGACCCGCAAACCGGGACGGCCCGCCCUUUCCGGGGAUAACAAACCCACGAAAACCGAUGGAGCCACGGAUCAACGCGAUAGGGUUUGUCGUAGCACUAGGCGAACGAGUGCUGGCGCGCCAAAACCUGCUGCCCACGUUUCCGGCCCCUUGAGCGCGAGCGGAGCCGAGGGGAUGCAGCUCAGAAGGCCGGGAACGGCAACCAAGGAGCUGGAAAUGGAGCUGGAAUGGAGCUGGAAAUGGCACACUGCGCCAAGAUUACGGAGUACAUGUCAAGGCGCAUCAAUCAAAUCCGAGAAAGGCACCCCGCGGGGGGCCGCCCGCAUCCCUGAAGUCCCCAAGAUGGCGUCGAACGCGAACAUUGAAGACACUCAUGACGCGCUGAACUCGCCGCAACCGCGACGCCGACCACUGCGCUCCCCUAAACCGUCCGCCAAAGUCCGCGAAACGUUGAUUCCCCUCGAAAACAAGGCAAAACCGACCAAGAAUACGUCCAGUGCGGCCACGCGAUCCGAUGGUGCACCCGCCCUGGAUGGAAGGUCCAGCGUUGCGCAGAGGCUGCUGGCUGAGGCCAGCAACACGCGUCAAAACAUCGAGGAGCUGAAAAUCGUCAUCCAACAGCAAACCGACAUGCUAGCCAAACUCAGCACCGAACUAGUUUCUGUCAAAACAGAACUGGCCACAGUGAAAGCAGAACUCAGUAACGUCAAGAAUUGCGUGGCCGAGGAGCAGAAGCAGGUUGCCGAGGAGUUGAAGCAAGUCUACGUGCAAUUGGACGAUAUCUCGAACAACCUGAUUCUCGCUACAACGACCAUCUCGACGAGCCCAAACCUGUCGUACGCAAAUGUCGCCAGAACCCCACCGGAUAGUUCCCCUGCGAACCUAAACUCAAUAUCGUCUAUGGAAACCACUCCGUCAAGUACGACCGAUUCGCUGUUCUGCAUGAUCGACACUUCCAGAGUAGAGAGCGGAGAAGGCGAUAAGACUUCGGUGGGGGCAAUUAGGACAAUCGUUGAGAGAGAAAUCCGGGGAAGGGGAGACUGCGUCAAUUGGCGAUGUCGCGCAGUGACAAAAGAUCCAAAGAACCCGAGCCGGGUUAGGAUUGCCUGUAGGGACGAGGCCGAACUCAAAAUUGUCAAGGAGGUUGCAGAGAAAAAGAUGGCAACAGGCACCCGAGUGCUACGGGACGAGCUUUACCCGAUCAAGGUCGACAAUGUCAACCGCUCGGUGGUUCUGGACGACGAAGGCAACAUCCGAACUGGAGCUGCGGAGGCAUUCAGUCAAGAAAACGAAACCACAGUGGCGAAGAUUGCUUGGCUGAGCAGGAAAGAUACAGCGAAAGCGUACGGAUCGAUGGUGGUUUACGUCACCAAAGGGAGCGAUGCAAGGAGAUUGUUGAGUGAGGGUUUCUUCCACGCUGGGGGAGAAUCCGGAUACACACGGGUAUUUGAACGCCGGGUGCGUCCGGAGCAGUGUUACAACUGCCAGGAAAUCGGACACAAAGCCUUCAACUGCAAGAAAGCCCAGGUGUGCGCAAAAUGUGCCAAGCAAGGCCACCACCACAGCGGGUGCAAGGAAACGGUCAUGAAGUGCGUUCUCUGCCAGAGGACCCACACGAAUGCUUUCAGCCACAACUGCCCGAAGCUUUAUCCUACUAGCCAGAAGUAG
This is a messenger RNA of Chaetomium globosum CBS 148.51, 2202 nucleotides long. RefSeq lists its product as uncharacterized. Gene Ontology annotation, molecular function: nucleic acid binding; zinc ion binding. The transcript has 4 exons. The record is from RefSeq and is a predicted model, not a curated record. The coding region runs from base 1 to 2202 and encodes 733 amino acids. NCBI's taxonomy places the organism in Eukaryota, Fungi, Ascomycota, Sordariomycetes, Sordariales, Chaetomiaceae.